GCACCCAGCGUGCUUCCCGUUUCUUUCCCAAUGCUGGAGCAAAGAAGAGGCGGGCCAGGGCCGAGGACAGCCCACCCUCCCUCGCUGUGAGGGGCGCUUGCGGCGAGCCUCCAGGAAGGGCACUUGGGAGGAAGGUGAAAGGGAGGAGCGAAGAAGCAGCGAGGAAGCCCCAAGGCAGAGGUGGCCCAGGACUUCCUGCUUGCCAGCUUACUCCUGAGUAGGAUGGCAACUGUUAAGAUGCGGUAAAUCAUAACUAGCGAUGCAAAGCUGAUGAGCGGUCAGUGCACCCUACAGCAUCUCUUUCUGUCUGUCAAUGAAAAGAAGAUGGGUCAAAGAACAGAACAUCAAGGAACCAGCAUAACUGAAGAUCUCGCCAUAUGUUUAGACAGUGAUAAAGCCAACAGAGGGGGAAAAGCAGACAAAGUUUGUCGAGCCUUUCUCAAGAACCAUGUACUUUACGGGAUUGGAGGAGCCAUUAUCUUAACUCUCUUGAUGGCUGUGAUUGGCUUAGCAACGGCCUGGGCAGUUAGAGGUUCGGGAACUUGUUCAGUUUGUGAGGAGAUUGUCACUUACGCCUUGUGCCCCAAUGGAUGGAUUGGAUACCUGGGAAAUUGUUACUACUUCUCUGAAGAUGAAGCAGACUGGCUUUCUAGCCUGAGAAACUGCUCUGCACUAGGGGCCUCCCUGUCGACCAUUGAAACACAGCAGGAAAUGACUUUCUUGCAGCGUUAUAAGGGUCCUAUUUAUCACUGGAUUGCCCUGAAGAAAGAUCGAGGGAAGUCUUGGGAAUGGGCAAACGGAAGAGUUUUCAACAAUACAAUAUUCGAGAUUGUCGAAGGAGGGGACUGUGCCUACCUGAAUGACGAGGCAGUCAUGUCCUCGUGGUGCAGGACUAAGAAGAACUGGAUUUGCAGCAAGCCAGAUGCUUCUGUGCAGCGAAGGAAGCAGGCGGAAGAGAGAGGUGUAAAGCAGGCCUAUAUGGAUGGUGAAGUCAUAAAUGAGGACUUCAGCAGUGAAGAGCUCAAAGUUGUUCUGUAACUUGUAAAACAACACCUUUUGGUAUAUGAGGCAUCUAUCGCAUCUGCUUAAAUUUUACAGUGGAAAAAGUAUUUUUGUACAUUUGCUAGUUUGUUAGUUCUGUCCCCAGAGGAAAAGAUGUGGUUUGGGUUGAUCAUGAGGGUCCCCUUGAGCCCCAGGAACUAGAUUUCAAGAGCCUCUGUGGGCUGAAACAGGAGGGACGGUAGGAAAGCUCCACCCAUGUGUGCUGUGCUACACUUGUGAGUCAAACUAUUUUUUCUCAGAAAUGUUAUUUUUUUAUUUAAAAGUUUUGUUCAGUUCCAUCCGUUCAUGUGUUUAUUUGAUUAUUUAGAUUUAUUUAUUUAUAGUCCACCUUUCUCACUGAGACUGAAAGUAGAUUACUCGAUGUUACCAAUGCAUAUGGGAACAUUGCAAGAAAGCAAUCUUGAAGCAAUCAUAUGCAUGAAGACUGUUUUUGUGUGGUGCUUUAGUGGUGGGCACCUUUAGUGAAUGUGCACCUGAGCCCUGGAAAAACACCACACAAAAAGAAUAUUGAUAUGUCCACAUAUGCAGUCACAUGAAGGUUGUGUUUUCACAGAGUUUUGUCGGUGUGCACUUUAGUAGAAUUGGAGAGGGGGAGUACACAUGAACUAGAGGAAAUGAAAGCUGUGACAAAUUGUGCAUGCUCCAAUUCUGGAAUUAAGGGUGUUGUGUUUUUUUAAAAAAAAUUCUUAACCCUGCACAUGAGUAACAUAGCAAAACAAAAACUGUAUGAAUAAAUGGAAGAACCGGAAAGCAGCAACCUGUCCACACACCCAGGGCUGGGUACAAAACUCAGAAAUUAACUAUGCAGGAUUCCUAAGGCAUCAGUUCCACUUUGGAAACUUCUUGUUCUCCCCCACUCAUUGUUGACUGAAGAGCAUAGAUAGACUCUUGGUCCACUCAGGGCUGGUUCAGGGCAUUUAUCCCUCCAACCAAGGGAUAAUUGCCUCUGCCCAUGCCACAUCUGGAUGGAUCCAAGAAGUGAUGCUUGUCAGCUCUCAUGCCCAUCCUCCCCAGGAGCAAGCUGAGCCCCUGUGGGGCAUUACACCCUUCUCACUUAGCCUCCCUAAAACAGUCCCGUCUUUGGAGAGUUGGCCCUGGAUCCACUCCCAGUGUAAAGGAAUACUUACAGCACCAAUUCCUAUAGAUCCUUGGGGGGAUUUCACUGCUCUUUCCCACCACUGCAAAAAUUCUCCACUUACUCCUACUAUUUACUCCAUUUACUCCUAUCCUCCUCUUCUUGUUCUUUAGUCAGUGACUGAUCCAAAAGAGGAAGAAAACCUGCUUUCUUAACUUUUGGUGACCCCUGCUGGGGCUUUCAAGACAAAAGAUAAGCAGAGAUAGUUUGGCAUUGCCUGCCUCUUUCUCAGUGGCCUCCCAUCCAAGUACUAACCAGGGCUGACCCUGCUUAGCUUUCAAGAUCAAGGUUGGGAUAGCCUGGGCCAUUCAGGUCAAGUCAGUAGGAUUAGAAGGGUGUAACUUCGUUCAGGAUUGCAAGAUACUGGAAAGCAAAACCAGGAGCAUCACCACCUCUGAAUGAUACAGAGCGGAGAAGACUAGCAGUACAGCAGUACAGCUUAAGCAAUAAAGAUCCAGGCAAUUGAGAAAGAGAGGAGUUUGGUACUUUUAGUAGCAUCUUGUCUGGAUUAAUUGAAGGGGGUCAUCUUCUUCUCCCACCUCCAUCCCUGCAUAGCGAGGAACUGAAAGGGAAGUGAUGGGAGUGGGAAGGGAAAGGUGUAGCUAUUUGGGAAGGAAAUUCUGGAUGAGGGUUUUUUGCUUUCCAGAUACUCCUUUAUGAGAUAGGAGGGAUACACUUUCCGGACUUUUUCUUUUCUUCCAUGGAGAUUGACAUGAUAUAUAAGCAUUAUCUUUCUGGUUUAGGAACAUAUCCCACACCACCCCUUCUCCAAAGAGCUCAGAGCAACAUACGUAGCCCCGCCCCUUAUAUAACCCUCACAGCAAUCCUGUGAGGUAGACCAGAAUGUGAUUGAUCCAAGCUUCCUAGCAGUUUGGUGAACUACUACACCACAUUGGCUCACUAAUGAUAUGACAGUGACACUUGGAAUUCGAUUUACUUUAACUAAACCUUUGGAGGAUAAUCUGUAUCGUUGUGCAAAACAAUUGAGUUGGAAAGACAUUCCAGAAACCAUAAUUGUUUCUGUUGAUAGCAGGAAAGGUGAGAGAAAAGCAGUUCAAUAAAUAAAGAUAAAAUCUUCCUAAACUAAAGCAAGAGUGCUCAAAACUUUCCAGACCAAGAAAUAUUUUUAUAUGACAACAUUGUUUUCAUUUGCAUCAGGAAUACAAAACAUCCCGGACUUCAUCUAUAUCACAAAAGAUUUCAUUUGGCAAAUCCAUGAUAAGGAAGUAUUGCAGGAUUCAAAAGCAAUCUCAUUCCCUUUUAAGGUCCCGCAGGAAUUGAACUGGUCUUUCGCAGUGCUUGGUUCAGGCCACCUAAUGGAAAAGGCAGACACUGUUAGAUAUUACUGUGAUGCCUGAUUAUAUCAGAUUUUACAACCCUCACAUUUCUUUUUUUGCAGAUAAAAAGUGUAUUGGAGAAGAAAAAAAUAAUACAUUAAAAAGACACAAACAAUAUAUAACAGAACAUUUAAGCUAGAAAAUAUUGCUCCUCUCCAUCUCCUUACUUUAUAUUCCGCAUUUUAUAUUCAACAUUAUAUUCAAUAUUUAUAUUCAACAUUUUAAAAUACUAAUUUUCCAAUCAGUCUGCUUCCAUUAAAACUAUUCUUAGUUUUUCUUAAUUACCAGCUACAUAGUCAAAAAGAACUUUCCAUUGCUCUUGAAAUUCUAAGAGCAAGGCAAAAGGACAGGGGGAACGGUCCCAAACUCCAAGGCAAAGGCACACUAAGGACACGCCAAAAGACCGCUGCUGCAAUCCAAAGCUUUAUUCACAAAUGCCGGCUGCUCCCGGCGGGAGAUUGGCAACAGGUUUGCCGGGCUAAAUUGUCCCGUUUCGCUCACAGCUUCAUCAAAAGCCACAAAUAAAUUCUACAAUGAAUUAUACAAUACAUAUGUUGGUUACAUCACAAACUGAAAACAAUGUACAUUUUAUUUUAAACAGUGUAACAAAAUUUCAAUAAAGAUUGCAACAAAACAUUA
Eublepharis macularius is the source of this 4173-nucleotide messenger RNA. RefSeq names its product C-type lectin domain family 2 member D-like. The record is from RefSeq and is a predicted model, not a curated record. The coding region runs from base 271 to 1038 and encodes 255 amino acids. Lineage: Eukaryota; Metazoa; Chordata; Lepidosauria; Squamata; Eublepharidae. The transcript is spliced from 6 exons.